GGAAGAGCAAGAGCCGCCGAUUUUAAAAGAGACCGUAUUUCACCCAGAGCUCCUCGAAGUUGAAGCUGUGCAGUGUCGCCGUGGUCUCUUUACCUUUAUUCAUACGUGUACCUUGACGGAUUGCGAGAAUUGAAACUCAAUUGACUCUCUCGGGCCCAAAAUCACAUCAUUCCUCAAAACCUUUGCAAAACAACCCCCAAAUCAAAACACAAUGGCCGGAGAAAAGCUCAACGUUGCCGUCGCCGGACUCGGCCGCAUGGGCCUGCGACACGCCAGACACUUUGCGACCCUGACACCAAAGGCUGACCUCAUCGCCGUCAGCUCACCGGUCCAGGCCGAGCUCGAUGCCGCCGUCGCAGAGUUUGGUCCUCUGCGGACAUACCUCGACUAUGACGAGAUGUUGCGCAAGGAGUCGACGCUGCAGGCCGUGAUUGUCGCCAGCGCCACCACAGUACACGCCGAGCAAGCCAUCAAGGCUAUCGAGAAGGGCCUCCACGUCCUAUGCGAGAAGCCUCUUAGCACAAGCGUCGAUAUCUCACAAUCCGUCGUCACGGCCUAUGACAAGUCCCUCAUCAAGAACCCCAGCCAAAAGGUCAUUUGCGGUUUCUCACGCCGGUUCGACACAUCCUACCGAGACGCCUUCACACGAGUGGCUCGCGGCGACAUCGGUGCGGCCUCCGUCUUCCGAUCGCAGACCUGCGAUAAGCUCGACCCCUCCGGUUUCUUCGUCGACUACGCCGAGUUCAGCGGUGGCAUCUUUGUUGACUGCUCUAUCCACGACAUUGACCUGGCGCUUUGGUUCUUUGGCGAAGACAGCAUUGUGAAGAGUGUGUCUGCCAUCGGUAUCACAGCUGUGCAGGAGGGUUUGAGGAAGCACAACGAUAGAGACAACGCUGUCGCUGUUGUCGAGUUCUACGGUGGAAAGAUUGCACAGCUCUUCUGCUCACGCAUGAUGGCCGCCGGCCAAGAAGACACGACCGAAAUCUUUGGCACAAGCGGCAAGGUCGCCGUCAACACGCAGCCGCAGCUGAACCUCGUCAACCUCUACGAGCCCACGGGUAUUCGUCGUGAGAUCCCUCCCGACUACUACGGCCGCUUCCGCGAGGCCUUCAUCACCGAGGCCAACGAGUUCACCGCGUGCUGUUUGAACAACACCGAGCCGCCCAUGAAGCUGGUCGGCGCCGUCAAUGCAGUCAAGAUCGGUUGCGCGCUGCAAGAGAGUUUGAUCACGGGCAAGAAGAUUGAUUUUGACGAGUCUGGCAAGCGCAUUGAGAAUGCUAGGCUGUAGAGACCGAUGGAGAGAAAAAACAGCAUAUACAUGCGCGUCUUUUGUAGUUGUUGGUUCCACGGGGUCGUAUACGACAAAUAGUGGUAGCAAUUAUCACUCGUC
This is a messenger RNA of Colletotrichum phormii, 1390 nucleotides long. RefSeq names its product putative oxidoreductase. Gene Ontology annotation, cellular component: cytoplasm. Gene Ontology annotation, biological process: NADPH regeneration. Gene Ontology annotation, molecular function: nucleotide binding; oxidoreductase activity. NCBI's taxonomy places the organism in Eukaryota, Fungi, Ascomycota, Sordariomycetes, Glomerellales, Glomerellaceae. The transcript has 4 exons. The record is from RefSeq and is a predicted model, not a curated record. Bases 212 to 1288 code for a protein of 358 amino acids.